AAUGUCUUGUGAUUUCAGGCUGUACAAGGGAAUAGUGCCUCUGUGGGGACGACAAAUUCCAUACACAAUGAUGAAGUUUGCUUCAUUUGAGACCAUAGUGGAGCUGAUCUAUAAGCAUGCCAUUCCUACUCCAAAGAAUGAGUGCACCAAAAGCCUGCAACUCGGUGUCAGUUUUGCUGGUGGAUAUGUUGCUGGUGUGCUUUGUGCAAUCGUGUCUCAUCCUGCUGAUAAUCUUGUCUCUUUCCUGAACAAUGCUAAAGGAGCAACAGUUGGUGAUGCGGUGAGUAAGCUUGGUUUGUGGGGUCUCUUCACCCGUGGUCUUCCCCUCCGUAUUGUGAUGAUUGGAACUCUUACUGGUGCCCAAUGGGGAAUAUAUGAUGCUUUCAAAGUCUUUGUUGGGCUGCCAACAACGGGUGGUCCUGCUCCUGCCGCUGCUCCAGCUCCAGCUCCUGGUUCUGACCUAGCAAAGGCGUAAAAUGUCCAGUGAUGACCACUUAAUAGUUUGUUUACGAAAGUUAGAAGGCAGUGAAUAGGGACCAUAAAUAAACAGAUGACUGAAGUUGCUUGGGUGGAACUCAAGCUUCGUUGGAUAAAUAUUCUUUUCAAGUUCAGACAUUGUUUCCAUUUUAUUGUAUGAGUAUGUCAAGUUUUUGGGAGGAUGGUUUUGCUCGCAUCCUUCCCGUUUUGAGAACUUUGUAGCUAGGAAUGAUAUAAUUUAUAGCAUGUUUGGUUCGCCACAUGCCAUUGCCAACCGGGAAUACACAUUUGUUUUGUUGUCAGUGCAAUAAGCACAGACGCCUAUGCAAUGCCGAGAUUGAGAUAAUUUUUA
Messenger RNA from Vigna umbellata (rice bean), 829 nucleotides. NCBI's taxonomy places the organism in Eukaryota, Viridiplantae, Streptophyta, Magnoliopsida, Fabales, Fabaceae. The record is from RefSeq and is a predicted model, not a curated record.